CAACGCUGUCACUUACCAUUCCUGAGCGUCAUCACCAGUUCUUUUUACUCCAUAUUUACUCGCCCGGAAAUAUUCGCCGUCAAGGACUCCUCCCGCGUCAUGAUUCCCGUCCUUUUUAUCGGGAUGAUAACAACCCUUUGCAUAACCGUUGCCAAUGCUCGUACUUGCUUCUUCUCUUUCCAAACGGCGGAAGGUGGGUGGAGUCCACCCGACCAUAAAGCCUCAUGUGACGACGGUUAUAGAACCUACUUGUGUAACUUGUCAGGCUGCAAAGCAGGAUCGCCAGAUGGUCCCACUGAACUAAAAAAAUCGGUUUUCACGGGCUGCAGUAAGGAUUAUGACUCGCCGACCGGAACCCUCAGUGUCUAUGUACUCAGUUAUAAUUGGUUCGAUGGCGGUAAACUAUCUGUUACUGGUAAAAAUUAUCCUAGCAAUCAAGGUGACUUAGAGGUUUACUGCCCUGAUAGCCCAGAAAACAGAAAUCACAUGCCUUUUUGUGAUGACUCCGCUUGCGACGGAGGGGUGCCUGACAAUCGUUGA
Molecule: messenger RNA, 540 nt
Organism: Puccinia graminis f. sp. tritici CRL 75-36-700-3
Lineage: Eukaryota; Fungi; Basidiomycota; Pucciniomycetes; Pucciniales; Pucciniaceae
Exons: 5
Coding region: 100-540 (146 amino acids)
Source: RefSeq, a predicted model, not a curated record